This is a messenger RNA of Boeremia exigua, 1844 nucleotides long. Its product is annotated as Mob1/phocein. The transcript is spliced from 4 exons. NCBI's taxonomy places the organism in Eukaryota, Fungi, Ascomycota, Dothideomycetes, Pleosporales, Didymellaceae. Gene Ontology annotation, cellular component: nucleus; cytoplasm. The record is from RefSeq and is a predicted model, not a curated record. Gene Ontology annotation, molecular function: protein kinase activator activity. Gene Ontology annotation, biological process: positive regulation of protein phosphorylation; signal transduction; cell division. The coding region runs from base 184 to 1428 and encodes 414 amino acids.
CACCAAAACAAGCCGGACCAGCGUCACUCUGGUACACAACAACACGCCGCUCUCUUUGUCCUUUCUUUUGUUGUCAACCACCCUGAAUCCUCGCUUCUUGGGCGCGCUUGAGCCUACUCUGAUCGUAAACUACGGCACACGACACCUUCGACCUAUAUACCUCACGAUACAAGCGCAAGAGCCAUGUCAGGCUUCAUAACCACAAUGUUCGUCUCCUCUCCAUCUAGUAUUCAGUUCCCCGCGAAACCUAAACCCAUUUCCCCUGUAUCCACGUUUGUCCAGAGCCAGAGCUGCAUGAAUCUCCGGAUGAGUUUAUACGAUUACGAGGAACGAAGUGUCCCUGGAGGGAUAUGGAUACAAGGCCUAGGUCCAUAUGACGAGAAGGACAUGCUCACGAGCCUCGCGGUCCCCAGAGAGACGUACAAGAGUCCGUUACAGCGGCUAGGGGAAGCACUCCGGCUGCCACCGUCUGGCAAUGCCCUCACAAAAGCGCUGGCCGAAGACAACACGCCGAAUGCGCGAGGCCGGCCGGCACCAAAGCAGCGUGCCAGACAGCCAAUCCGCCCGGAAAGCCCCUUGCGCCCGCCCGCCGAACAUUCAUACAGCCUUGUUCCUGGUGGUAACAACGCGCCUGCCUGUAACAAGUCUGCUUGUGAGAUAGUUCUGGACUCCGAACAGCGACACUAUCCUCCGAACGACUGCAAUAAGAUGGAACCCACGGCCAGGCCACUCCCCUACCCGCCGCACAAUGAUUAUUCUGCGAACCCUAACUUACUUUCUUCUCUCUUUAGUAACCCGCGCACUCGUGCACCAUUCAAGCCACAAAAGUCGAAUCGAGGUACAAGCAGCUGGCAGCUAAAGCAAUAUGCGGAGGCGACACUCGGUAGUGGCAGUCUGAGGAAGGCUGUCAAGCUACCCGAGGGCGAAGACAAGGAUGAAUGGCUAGCCGUCAACAUUGUCGACUUCUACAACCAGAUCAACCUGCUCUACGGGUCUAUCACCGAGUUUUGCUCGCCACAGAGCUGCCCCGAGAUGAAGGCUACAGACGAGUUUGAGUACCUCUGGCAAGAUAGCGAGAACUACAAGCGGCCAACCAAGAUGCCUGCGCCCGAGUACAUUGAGCACUUGAUGGCAUGGGUGCAGUCCAACGUCGAUAAUGAGCAGAUGUUCCCAAGCCGCAUCGGCGUGCCAUUUCCGAAGACAUUCCCUUCGCUUAUCCGCAACAUGUUCAAGCGCCUCUACCGUGUCUACGCGCACAUCUAUUGUCACCACUACCCCGUCAUUAUCGAGCUUGGUCUGGAACCCCAUCUAAACACAAGCUUCAAGCACUACGUGCUGUUCAUCGAUGAGCACGGACUGGCGAACGGUAGCAAAGACUUCUGGGGUCCUCUUGGCGACCUCGUGGAGAGUAUGCUGAGAAGUGACUAGACGGCUUACCGUGAUAGUCAAAAGAUGGUGGAGUUCUUCUGGAAUACAAUCAGCCGCUACGGUAUGGAGCUGGCCUUCGGCGUUUGGGUAAUGGGGGUAUGCAUAUACGGAAUGAUAUCCAGAGCACUUCUUUCACGAUGUACGAGUAUUACGGCCGACGAAUCAAACAGGAUGGCGUUUUGAGCUCAGAUUACACUUUUAGAAAUGUGUGGCGUUCCUUUGUUGACACGCCGAUGCACCUACACGGAGGCACCCCAGAUCUGACACAUGGUUCGAGUUUUCAUGCAUGAGCUCGCCGAACUGGGUCCUGUGUAACCUGCCACGCGAGUGAGCGGCCGUUGCACGGCGUUUGCUUUUCCCCGGCGUCAGUUGAAGAGAUUGACAACCUUGCGGAGCUGCACGCCGUAUUCACGCCU